AUGGCAGAAAGUUUGGAAGGAAGCAUUGAUAUGGAUUGUGACAAGAAGAUGGAUUCAUUGGCUUACUCCAAAGAGCUAGCGACAAUAAGUGAUGUUUUUCAGUUCGAUAAAUUUAUUCAUGAUUAUCGUGAAUCAGCUGAACUUUCAUCCUGUAGCUUGCAUGAAAGUAAUACGCCGAUCGACGCUGCAUUGAAAAAGGAUUUCAUUAAUAUAGAAAGGAAAUUAACGAGAACUUUUUAUGCCAUCAAAAAGUUACCAAAAACAGGGACUUUGAAUGAACUGUACUUGCGUAUCGAAUCCAUGCUGGAGAUUUUUAAAACGUUAAAGAUCAUAAAAGAGGAUAAUAAAGAAGAGUUCAGUUUGCAUAACGUUCCUCUACCGGAUUAUGAUGCUACGGAUAUCGAAUUACUGCUUGGGAAGGAAUAUGCAUCAGCACGAGUAACACAUAACAAUGGUUUGUCAAUAUUCGAAGAUAAACUGCGGGAGCAAAUUAUCAGAAAUAAUCGGAUGGCCAAAAUUUUGUUGAAGGAGUGUGAUGAAACUCUGUCAUCAUAUCGAGAGAAAGGUGAUUGUUUCGUACGGGGUUUCAAUGAACCUAACGAAAAUUUUGCAGUCUUAAAUAAGUAUGAGAUUAAAUGA
Molecule: messenger RNA, 639 nt
Organism: Loa loa (African eye worm)
Lineage: Eukaryota; Metazoa; Nematoda; Chromadorea; Rhabditida; Onchocercidae
Exons: 4
Coding region: 1-639 (212 amino acids)
Source: RefSeq, a predicted model, not a curated record